AUGUCUAACGUUAAUGAAAAAUUACCUGAUAUUUUACAGGACGCUGUCUUAAAGGCAUCCGUUCCAGUGCCAGAUGACUUCGUCAAGGUCGAAGGUAUCGAUUAUUCUAAGCCAGAAGCUGUGGACAUGAGAGCCAGCGACUUGGUUAACUCCAUGAAAACCAUGGGUUUCCAAGCUUCCUCUUUGGGUCAAGCCUGUGACAUCAUUGACAAUAUGAGACAAUGGAGAGGUAAGCAUAUCGAUGAAUUGGAAGAGCACAAGAAAAAGGGUUCUUUUGACGAUGAAGGUUACCAGAAGACUACCAUUUUCAUGGGUUACACUUCCAAUUUGAUCAGUUCUGGUUUAAGAGAAACUUUGAGAUACUUGGUACAACACAAAAUGGUUGAUGCUUUAGUUGCCACUGCUGGUGGUAUCGAAGAAGAUAUCAUAAAAUGUCUAGCCCCAACUUACUUAGGUGAAUUUAGUUUGAAAGGUAGUACAUUACGUGAUGAAGGUAUGAACAGAAUCGGUAAUUUACUUGUUCCAAAUGACAAUUACUGUAAAUUCGAGGAAUGGAUUGUCCCACUUCUUGACAAAAUGUUGGAUGAACAAGAUGAAUACGUUAAAGAAAAGGGAAAUGCUUGCUUAGAAGCCAAUCAAGACGUCGAUUCUCCAAUUUGGACCCCAUCCAAAUUGAUUGAUAGAUUAGGUAAGGAAAUUAACGAUGAAAGUUCUGUCAUCUACUGGGCCCAUAAGAAUAAGAUCCCAGUUUUCUGUCCAGCUAUCACUGAUGGUUCCAUCGGUGACAUGUUAUUCUUCCACACUUUCAAAGCUUCUCCAAGGCAAAUUAGGCUUGACAUUGUCGCCGAUAUCCGGAAGAUCAAUUCCAUGUCCAUGGAAGCCUCUAAGGCCGGUAUGUUAAUCUUAGGUGGUGGUUUGAUUAAGCAUCAUAUUGCUAAUGCUUGCUUAAUGAGAAAUGGUGCCGAUUACGCUGUCUACAUUAACACUGGUCAAGAAUUCGAUGGUUCUGAUGCCGGUGCCAGACCAGAUGAAGCAGUCUCCUGGGGUAAGAUUAAGGCUGAAGCUAAAUCCGUUAAGGUUUAUGCCGAUGUCACUAUUGUUUUCCCAUUGAUUGUUGCCGCAACUUUUGCUAACGGUAAGCCGGUCGAGAAGAAACAAGAAUAG
Messenger RNA from Kazachstania africana CBS 2517, 1164 nucleotides. It is a transcript of the gene DYS1, whose product is annotated as deoxyhypusine synthase. Gene Ontology annotation, cellular component: cytoplasm. The record is from RefSeq and is a predicted model, not a curated record. Gene Ontology annotation, molecular function: deoxyhypusine synthase activity. Bases 1 to 1164 code for a protein of 387 amino acids. NCBI's taxonomy places the organism in Eukaryota, Fungi, Ascomycota, Saccharomycetes, Saccharomycetales, Saccharomycetaceae. Gene Ontology annotation, biological process: peptidyl-hypusine biosynthetic process. The transcript has a single exon.